AUGCAGGAAGCGGAUGAUCCGUCGAGCUUCAACCUCACGAUCCACACAUUCGUCGGCGCCCACUCCCACCCCACAAACUUCAUCCACGCGCACCUACGCCCCCGCGGGCCCUCCAACGCUCCCAAACUCCACACCCUCGUAACCACCACAAUGGCGCUGUGGUCUGAGCACAUCGGAACCGACUCUGGCCGGCUGGACGACGUCAAGGCGCUGCACAAUGUGUUUAUCUUUGAGGAUUUGGUGGCAGGCGCGGAGCAGGGCUUUGUGGUGCCGCGAGCGGGAGGGGAGGGGGAGUGGGCGAGGGAGAAUAUGGGGGAGUUUGAGAGGAGGGAGAGGGAGGGGGAUGAGGGAAUGGGGAGGCUGGUUGGGGAGUUGAAGGCGAAGAUGGGGGAGUAG
Molecule: messenger RNA, 396 nt
Organism: Parastagonospora nodorum SN15
Lineage: Eukaryota; Fungi; Ascomycota; Dothideomycetes; Pleosporales; Phaeosphaeriaceae
Exons: 2
Coding region: 1-396 (131 amino acids)
Source: RefSeq, a predicted model, not a curated record